AUGAAUGAACCUACUUCUGGUUCUGAAGACUGGACUCCGUCCGGUACCACGCAGCUCUCCCGCGCCUCCUGCUCCCGGUUCGGCGUCGACUUUCUCCUCUCCCCGUGGCCGUGCAGCCCUCACCUCCUACCGGGAGAAUCCGGCAGGGAGAGCCGCUCCUCCCCGGAGCUCAGCCCGCGCUCCGACUGCACCUCCUCACCUCCUCCUCUCACCCUGCAGCCCGGACAGCUGGUGCCGCUCCGGCGCCGCUCCGGCGCCUCCUUUCUGAUCCGAGACAUCCUGUCGGACUGUGACGCGGGGUGCGUGGAGGAGUCCGGCAGAGACACACAGCUCCAGCGUGCCGCUCCGGCGGGCGCGCGGCGGAAGAAGCCCCGGAAGUCGCGCACGGCCUUCAGCGAGCAGCAGCUCGCGCAGCUGGAGCGCAGUUUCCAGCGUCAGAGAUACGUCAGCGUGCAGGAGCGCGUGGAGCUCGCGGCAUCGCUGCAGCUGAGCGACGCUCAGGUGAAGACCUGGUACCAGAACCGCAGGACCAAGUGGAAGCGGCAGACGGCGGUGGAUCUGGAGCUUCUGUUGGAGGCGACAACCUUCUCCGCCCUGCACCGGAUGAUCUCCUUCCCGCCUCGUUUCAACCACAGUCUUGUCGGAUUCCCCAGCGUGGACCCAGUACCGGCACUCUGUCUGUCCCGGGACUCGGUCUGUCCCGGGACUCGGUCUGUACCGCAGCUCGGUAGGUUUGCGCACCGCCGGCAGGCCAACGAUGCCCCGGGUUGUUGUGCAUGGACAGCCGGGGGUGGGAUCGAUGCUCCUAGAAGGCUUUCACACUAUCAGAUGCUGCAGGGACAAGUUGGUCUGGCCCUGCAGUUUUACAUUAAGAAUGUUAAGUUCCUGUGUGAUAUCAACUAA
Lampris incognitus (smalleye Pacific opah) is the source of this 903-nucleotide messenger RNA. It is a transcript of the gene barhl1a, whose product is annotated as BarH-like homeobox 1a. The record is from RefSeq and is a predicted model, not a curated record. Gene Ontology annotation, biological process: regulation of DNA-templated transcription. The transcript has 4 exons. Gene Ontology annotation, molecular function: DNA binding; DNA-binding transcription factor activity, RNA polymerase II-specific. Bases 1 to 903 code for a protein of 300 amino acids. NCBI's taxonomy places the organism in Eukaryota, Metazoa, Chordata, Actinopteri, Lampriformes, Lampridae.